UUUUCUUAUAUAGCAACCAAAUAACAAUGCCUAAUCUAGGUCAUCUAACGAUACGGCCUGACACAAAAAAUGCUAGACUGAUUAAAACCUUCAUCAAUGCUGGGCAAAAAAAAUUCUAGUGGAUAAUGCAAGCAAGAAGUGAUCUUAACUUUGAUGUGUCCGAUGAAACCAACCAAGCGGAGCCAGGCGUCACUGUAAACACAUCAGCAAUCCAUACAAACCAUAUCCCAAUACCAUACCACCUAGGAUAUGCAUUUAAUCAGAAACUUAUAAACUAUGGAUUUAUUUUAAAAUUCAAACAUCCAAAGUUGCUGUUUUCUCGUGGUUUUAGGCAAAGAAGAUAUCCAACAUCCGCAUCUAAACGGUUUGGAGUAAUGACUUCUCUAAAUGCCGUCGUUACUCAUCCGAACGAUUGGGUCUUUCGUCAUCAGGUCGAAGGAAUGCGAUUAUUGCUAUAUCAUCCGAACCUCUCAACUUCAAUAGGGCUGGAGAGUGAACGGUUCUUGGUGACAUUCAUGGAAGCAGAUAAUUUAGAUAGAAAAGAGAUGUUCAGCCCAGUGCCCAGAAGACGAAGAUUUGCCGAUCACGGAAUGGUCCUUUUUCCAUAUAGCUUUGAAAUCUCGUUAAGGUCUUGUUUUUAA
Owenia fusiformis is the source of this 641-nucleotide messenger RNA. Lineage: Eukaryota; Metazoa; Annelida; Polychaeta; Sabellida; Oweniidae. The record is from the annotation of a GenBank genome assembly.